AUGAGCUCCGCAAUUCCCUCUACCCGGCAGGUGUCCGUGAAUUCACCUGCCAGUGCACCCAUUGCAGCUCCUGCAGGUGCAGAGAAAUCCAACUGCCCCGGUGCAAAGAUUAGUGAAAAUAGCGGCACUUCCAGCCCUAUUCCCGCCGGUGAGGACCAAUCUCAUCUCCCCGCAAAUGUCCCCACAUCAACUAUCUCAGCUCCGAUCCAGUCGGAAAUCCACUUUGUCAAUCUCCCGGUUGAGAUCCAUGAGAUUAUUCUUGAUCAGCUCUUUGGCGAAAGAGCCUCAGCUGGUAAUCACACAGCAUAUGGUGCUCAGCACUGGACCAAGGCUCUCCACCAUCCGCGGCGGAAGGCCCUCUCUAACCUGGCAUUGAUUUGCCGAGUGUGGACUGGGCUUGUUCAAAGCCGAAUUUACCGCCAUAUCAGAAUCAAGGGCAGUAGAGAAGGAGUGGCCGACUGUGUGCGGUGGUUCAAGAGAAAGGCGCAUUUGAUUCCUUAUGUCUGCCACAUUGAGGUCUGGAUGCCUAUCUGGGGAGAUCGGGCUGUUUGGCCUAACAUUUCUGGCUCAAAUACGGCGCAUUAUGCCGCUCAGACAGCCGCAGGACAUGUAAUACCCAUGCAAUGGAAUCAGCACAACAAUCAGGUAGAAGGUAUCUUUUAUUAUCGCCGUGCACUCAACAACGCUUCACUGGAGGAUAUUUUCAAGCUUGUUCGGCUCUACUUCCCCGCAGCCCGAGUUCUCACACUGGAAGGCGGUCAUUGCAAGAAUUCGCCCAGGAUCCGCCAUUUCUGUCAUGAUAACAUUCUCCAACGGCGUCUACCUGUUCUUGGAAACAUUCAGACAUUGAUCAUGCGAGGUUCCUGGAACUUGAUGCGCAAACUUGACGACUGGGAUAACAUCGCACGGGCAUUGCCGGCAUUGAGUGAAUGGCAUUGUUCUUGGGCCCAACCCCAUCUAAAUGCCUACUUCAUCAUGAUACACAUCCUUACCUACCCUCCAAUAAAACUCCGACACAUCAAUAUCAGUCUUGAGGGACUUUACAACCACAAUGAUGAUGUGCUAGCUGGGCUCUUUGGACAUCGAAAAUCGCUUCCUCCAAUCUGCAGUCUGCUUGGCGAGAUGGCUCCACGUUUAGAGUCAUUCACCUACACUGGUCGAGUGUGCUGGUAUUUCUUUGAGACUUUGAAACAAAGUGCAACGGCAAUGAGUUCUCGUUCUCGGCUCAGGUCAAUGGAUAUUGUAGUCAAGGCAUGUUGUCAUAAGCAGCAGGUAGACGGCUCGCAUCACUGGUCACAGUUGAGCCAGGGGAUAGGUGGAAUUACCAGCAUGGAGUUCAUUCUUGCGUUCGAGGCAAUGGUGAUCAAGGCAAUCGAGUGUCUAUCUGUACUCCCAACCUUGGAGUAUUUGCGGAUCCGUUUUAUCGACCUUGAUUCAAGCUGUCCCCCUCUGAACCCUUAUUUCCAACUUUUCAAAAAUGAGUGCACUGGCCUGUGGAGUGACGAUAUCCUGGAAGCUUUGCGCAUGAACCGGCCAUCGGCCGCAUUUUUCUCCCUUACAGAUGGAAUAUACGCGGAGUACGAUGACCAGCAGAUUGUGGGAGCCUUGAUGCCCCGAGUUCGCCCCCUUGGCAUCCAAGUGAGCAUGUACAGCCUCAUCGCCGACAGCUCCAACCCUUACUAG
Molecule: messenger RNA, 1683 nt
Organism: Penicillium vulpinum
Lineage: Eukaryota; Fungi; Ascomycota; Eurotiomycetes; Eurotiales; Aspergillaceae
Exons: 2
Coding region: 1-1683 (560 amino acids)
Source: RefSeq, a predicted model, not a curated record